AUACCAGCCCUAGAGAGGAAUAUAAAAUGGGAGGAGACAGCUCUCACACACAGUCUCAUUCUAAGAUUCCUGGAGGCAGGAUCACCAUUUUGGACUGAGGCAGAAGUAAGAGCCAGUGACUGGCUGCUUUGCUUUUCUGACCUUCAGGUUGAACCCCAAUUUCUGACUCUGGGAUUGUAUUAAUCAUGCUUCAUUCACUCCAGCUAGUAACCCAAAUAAAAACUCAGUAGUUCAACAAGUUGGACCCUGGAGCAGCCGUUCCUCCAGUCUGCUAUCCUUCCCGUCUGGGGUUAAUGCACAGUGGUUGAGUCACUCUGGAGCAUAAGAAGACAUCAGUGCUCAGUUCAGGAGGUGAGCACUAGAGACGGAGAGGACCUCAGUUCUGAACCCGCCAGAAGCAAAGAUGGAGCAAGCCAGCCUCGCCAUGAAAACACCCAGCAGUGUCAUCAAAUGCCGGGCAGCUGUUGCCUGGACAACCAAUGCCCCCCUUUCCAUUGAGGAGGUUGAAGUUGAUCCACCAAAGGCCGGUGAGGUCCGAAUUAAGAUUUUAUACUCCGGGGUCUGUGGUACUGAUAACCACAUCCUGGAAGGGAAAGACAAAAUGCCACUUCCUAUCAUCCUGGGCCAUGAGGGAGCUGGGCUUGUGGAGAGUGUCGGACAAGGCGUAACUACUGUAAAGCCAGGAGAUAAAGUUUUAAUGCUUCCGCUUCCAGAAUGUAGAAAAUGCAUCUACUGCCUCCACCCGAAGGGCAACCUCUGUGAGAAAGAGAAUAUUCUCUCUCCGACGGGAUUAAUGUUGGAUGGAACCAGCAGAUUUACCUGCAGAGGGAAGAAAAUCUAUCAUCUUUACGGGACCAGCACCUUCACGGAGUACACCGUGGUAGAUGAAAUCGCCGUGGUGACGAUCGAUGCUGCUGCUCCCAUGGACAAAGUCUGUAUCAUGAGCUGUGAGGUGCCGACAGGCUUUGGAGCUGUGUUUAAUACAGCGCAGGUCACCCCUGGCUCCACCUGCGUGGUUUUUGGACUCGGAGGGAUCGGCUCAGCCAUUGUCAUGGCCUGCAAAGCUUCUGGUGCUUCUAGAAUCAUCGGGGUUGACAUCAAUGAGAAGAAGUUUCGCCGGGCAAGAGCCUUGGGUGUCACUGAUUGUCUCAACCCUAGAAAGCUCCAGAAGCCAGUCCAGGAGGUGGUGAUGGAAAUGACAGGUGUGGGUGUUGACUUUGCCUUUGAGGCCAUCGGCCUCAUUGAAACCAUGGUCUCAGCGUUGAAGUCCUGCAAUAUGAGCUACGGAGUGUGUGUGAUUAUGGGAGUUGCUCCAACAGGUUCACAGCUCUCCUUUGACCCAAUGGUGCUUCUCCCAGGGAGAACCUUGAAAUCUUCUAUUAUGGGAGGGUAUAAAACCAGAGACGACAUCCCUAAACUAGUGACAGACUACGUACAAAAGAAAAUCAACAUAGACGCUCUUAUAACCCAUAAGCUGCCUUUUGAAAAAGUCAACAAAGCAUUCAAAUUGUUGCGAGAGGAAAACUGCAUCCGCUGUGUUCUCUCGCUCUAAGAUCCUGACAAUGUGCUACACUAGCAUCCUCAGCAGGGUUCUUUGGUGCUUCUUUACCUUCUUGAAGAUCAAAAUCGGAAAGACACACAUAUGCAAUGUUAACAAAUUAAACUGUUAAAGAAAGUUAACUAUUUUUCUCCGUUCCCUUCUGCCCCUUUCUCCUACCCUCUCCCAUACUGUGGAAUAAUCUUUUUUGUAUACUGUGAAGAUGUGUUGUUCUCAUUGCUUCAAUAAAGAGCUAAAUGACCAAUAGGUAGGCAUGAAGAAGUUAAACAGGAGAACCAGCCUGGGACAACAUUGGGAGGAAGAAGAGAGGGGUCACCAAGAGACCUGGAGAAAAGUGAGGAAGCCAGGCAAAUAUCAUGACAGGUCCCAAAUACCUCAGUUAAAAAUUAGGCCCCAGUCCUUGCUUCUUGCAACUGAGCAGGCUGUUUCUGAGGAAGUCAUGAACAAAGGAUAAUCGAUCUUUAAGACCGCAACAGCAGCUCAAGGUAUUCUAGGCCUGAGCCAGCACCCCACCUCCACCACCACAAAGCUCCACGGCAGCCAAGGAAGAACACAGCCUGGAACUUGUCCUGGCCUGCCCCCAAAUAGAAAAGCUACAGCCUUAGCAAGCCUUUCCUAGCCUUAGCCAAUUAGAAAUAUACUAACAUAAUUGCCACUCACUUAAGCCAAUCAUAGAUAAAAUUACCUAACUGCCCUAGGAACUCCCCGUAGCUGCGCCUAAAAGAAGCCUUCAUGUCCCUCUCAGGGUGGUCACCAUUUUGUACAGGUGAGCAACCCCACAUGCACGUGCUAUUAAU
This is a messenger RNA of Alexandromys fortis (reed vole), 2355 nucleotides long. Its product is annotated as alcohol dehydrogenase 1-like. Gene Ontology annotation, biological process: retinol metabolic process; retinoic acid metabolic process. Gene Ontology annotation, molecular function: zinc ion binding; all-trans-retinol dehydrogenase (NAD+) activity. Gene Ontology annotation, cellular component: cytosol. The transcript has 10 exons. Lineage: Eukaryota; Metazoa; Chordata; Mammalia; Rodentia; Cricetidae. Bases 404 to 1552 code for a protein of 382 amino acids. The record is from RefSeq and is a predicted model, not a curated record.